This is a messenger RNA of Mercurialis annua (annual mercury), 1367 nucleotides long. Its product is annotated as short chain aldehyde dehydrogenase 1-like. NCBI's taxonomy places the organism in Eukaryota, Viridiplantae, Streptophyta, Magnoliopsida, Malpighiales, Euphorbiaceae. The transcript has 2 exons. Bases 72 to 917 code for a protein of 281 amino acids. Gene Ontology annotation, molecular function: oxidoreductase activity, acting on the CH-OH group of donors, NAD or NADP as acceptor. The record is from RefSeq and is a predicted model, not a curated record.
UUGCUCAAUAAAGCAAUAACAUUCACUUUCCUACUCUUGAAUCUUUCUAUCCUAUCAAAUAAAUUAAUAAAAUGAGUUCAAAUUCUGCAGCAAGCUCAGCCACCAACAGACUCGAAGGCAGAGUGGCUGUAAUAACCGGUGGAGCAAGCGGCAUUGGCGAGUGUUGCGCGAGACAAUUUGUGAAACAAGGAGCCAAAGUAGUGAUCGCCGAUAUCCAAGAUGAACUUGGCCAAUCUCUUUGUAAACAAAUCGGUUCAGACGAAACAAUCUCUUAUAUCCACUGUGAUGUCACGUCUGAUUCGGAUGUCCAAAACGCUGUCGAUUUGGCGGUCUCCAAGUACGGAAAGCUAGAUAUCAUGUUCAGCAACGCUGGCAUUAUGGGGAAGUCAGACGGCACCAUUUUAGCGACAGAUAAUGAAGAUUUCAGAACCGUUCUUAAUGUUAAUACGUUUGGUUCUUUCUUGGCGGCCAAACACGCCGCCAGAGUGAUGAUUCCUGCGAAAAAAGGCUGCAUUCUGUUUACUUCAAGUGUCGCUGCCGUAACCUGUUUGAAGACUCCGCAUCCAUAUGUUGUAUCGAAACAUGCAGUGAUUGGCUUGGCAAAAAACUUGUGUGUAGAAUUAGGGCAAUAUGGGAUAAGGGUGAACUGUAUCUCCCCGUUCGCAGUUGUAACUCCAUUAGCGAAGACAGCGUUGGGAUUAAUGGAGACGGAGAAGGAGAAAAUCGAAGAAUUGGUGUCGGAAUCAGCAAAUUUGAAAGGGGUGAUGUUGGAAGCAGAAGAUAUAGCAGAGGCAGCUAUUUAUUUGGUAAGUGAUGAAUCUAAAUAUGUGAGUGGAUUGAAUCUGGUGGUUGAUGGCGGUUUUAGUCUCACCAAUCCUUCAUUUGAGAUAGCUAUGAAAAACUUUCAUGCUUCUUGAGCUUUGUGAGUAAGUGUAAGUAAUUUAUGGUAAUCAGACGUUGUAAUUCCAUGCUUUUGUGCUGCUUGUUUUCAAAUAAAUUUGGUUGCCUCAAUGAAUUAGCAAGUUAGCUUUUUUUUAACCAAUGGGAGUUGGUCCAAGUGGUAAGCGAUUUGAUAUCGCUUAAGCAAGGUAUCGGAUUCGAGUCCUUGUGAAUGCAGAAAAUUUUCACUGGCAGACUUACCCACCAUGUCAGAUGCACAAUGCGGGUCAGAUUCGGAUUACUCAGGACGAAACCUUAAAAACCGAAUGGGCUUACCAAAGAGAAAAAGUUAGAUUUUUUUGAUUCUAGAUAUAACUGAUACCUUUACCUUGUACUUAUUUCUAGUUCUACCUUUAUUGGGGCUAAAUAUUUUUGUAGUUUUUUUUUCUGAGAUAAAAGAAUAAACAAGGCAAAAAAAUUACAAUCCA